Echinococcus granulosus is the source of this 1161-nucleotide messenger RNA. RefSeq lists its product as hypothetical. The transcript has 5 exons. The coding region runs from base 1 to 1161 and encodes 386 amino acids. The record is from RefSeq and is a predicted model, not a curated record. Lineage: Eukaryota; Metazoa; Platyhelminthes; Cestoda; Cyclophyllidea; Taeniidae.
AUGUACAAACACGUUCAUUCUCCUAUCACAUUAACAACCCACUAUUUCUGCUCCAUCAUCCACUUUCUCACCAAUACACUUCUCUUCAAUCUCCACCUGUUAUUAUUAUUAUUAUUACUCCUAUUAUCAUUACUAAGAUUUAUUCUCAUGCAAACACAUUUAAUUAUCUCAUCAACCUCAUGCAUUUUACUUUGUCAUCUCCUUCUUAGUCCUCCUCUUUUUCUUCCUAUUGUUGUUAUUAUUAUCAGCAUAAUUAUUUGGAUCAUUAUCAAUUAUCCUCAUGCCAAACGCAUUCGCCAAUCAGAUCAUCACUCUCAUUCAUCUUCUUCUUCCCCCUCCUUCUCCCCAUCAACAUUGCCAUUCUGCACCAGCCAAUGUAUCAAUCUGGCUUUAUUUCACAUUUACAUUAGCCACUUACCACCUUACCAAGAAGAGAAGCUGUUCACUGUUCAAUACUUUAUUUCUCACGAUGAUAUUUACUUGUCUUACACUUUUGUCUUAGUACCAAUCAUUUGUUUUAUUUUAUUGACUUUGGUAAGGAAUAUUUGUAAUUUAUCACUUGUUAUGCCUUUUAUAUCAUUUUCUUUUUAUAUCAUCCUUGUUUCACAUCAAAGUUUUUUCCAUGCUUAUAAGUAUCUCUCAUUAAUAUUAAUUUGUCUUUACCGUCUUCUGCUUCUUUCUGUUUACGAUCCUUUACUUACUAUUCAGUGUUCAUUUCUAUGUUCUGUACUAUCAACUAUUUCAAGUUAUUACCUCUUCUUUACGGUAUCGCUUAUGCUUCACCUAAUGUCAAUACCACUCAUUAUUAUUAAUUUGUCGUUACUGCCUUCUACUUCUCUUCUGUUUGCCUUCUUUUAUUUACUUCUCAAUGCUUAUCUCUGCUUUGCACUGUCAGGCCUUUCACGUUUUACAUCUUUUUUUUACGGUAUCAUUUAUGUUUCACUUAAUUCUCAGUUGGCUAAUUUAUCUACUUCCUACUAUGUUUUCUUCAUCUUCCAUCUAUCCAUCCAUCCAUCUAUUCAGAUGGAUGUUUCCGAAUCCAGCAUCAUGCCUCGUGGCCACUACUCAUUCCCUUGCAUUUCAUCAAUUCAUCUGUCAUCCAUUGAUUCAUCCCUCUCAAUCCCUUUGAAGAGCCAGUAUUUGUUCAAAAAGUUUGAAUAA